Molecule: messenger RNA, 1771 nt
Organism: Cicer arietinum (chickpea)
Lineage: Eukaryota; Viridiplantae; Streptophyta; Magnoliopsida; Fabales; Fabaceae
Biological process (GO): double-strand break repair via homologous recombination
Cellular component (GO): nucleus; Smc5-Smc6 complex
Molecular function (GO): ubiquitin-protein transferase activity
Source: RefSeq, a predicted model, not a curated record
CUCAGUUAUUUUCGGCAACGCAACCCUUCAAUUUCUCUAAUCCCUAAUUGUUCCUUUUCAGCCACGCUGUUCCCUCAAACGCCCACCGUUUUCUCCUUUCCCUCUCCUUCAUCGUGCGCGUUACUAAGAAACAGAAACGCGAACUCGCUCUGUGCCGCCGCGCCUCCGCCUCGCCUCGCUGCCUUUGCCGUUCAUCAGAAAAGGAGUUCUUUUUUGUUGCUGCUGAGAUUUUCGAGCUCAUUUUCAGGAAGCUUCAGGGUUACUUUUACGGUCACUAGAUAUUGGAAUUUCUGGAGGGCUGUAUUGCUAUGUUCCUUGGCUGCUUGGUGCAGACUGCAAAGAAGGAAAGAAUAGAGACUAGUUUUUAUCUAUCUUUAAUGCUGAAAGAGGGUUUCUGAAUCGCUAUUGAAAGAAGCAUGUCGGGUGGUUUAAGCUUGUCUCACCAUGUCAUAAUUCAAGCUCUCUUGUCACGAGGCCCACUCAAGGAGAAAGACUUACACUCCAUGUUUGAAGACCUCACUAAGAAAAGUCCAGGCACUGAACGCAGGCUAUUUGAUGCAUUUAUAUUAGCAAUGAACAAGGCCCUUACUUGUGCUAAUUUUGAAUUGCGCGGCUGCAUCGAUCAAUAUGACGGCCAAGUUUAUUAUGGAAUUGUCAAUACUGUUUCGGAUGAACAAUCCAAGCUGGGGACAAAGUAUACAGUUCCGCAAAUUGCUUUCUAUAAGGCCAUUAUUGAAGCAAUAGUUCAAGAUGCCACUGCAAAUGGUUUUAUCUCCAGCAUUGAUGCUCUCAAUCUUAAUUUGGAUAGCCAGGUUACAAUUGUGACCGGUUCAGAGUCUCAAGAAGAAAGCCAACGUGUGCCAUAUGCAUUGAAGAAUUUUGGUUUGUCUCAAAAGGAAAAAACUCUAAGUGAGCUUGUGAGGGACUUGUGGCUUGAUUCAACAACAGAUGGUAAUGUUAGACUUGGUGUAAAAUCAUUCCUUGAUCUCCGCAGUUGGUUUCUAAGUAAUGAUGUCCCAUCCUGUCAUGUUUGCAAUGAAGCUGGAAUAAAGGCAGAGUUGUGCCCUAAUCAAAAUUGCAUUGUACGAAUUCAUUCCUACUGCCUGAAGCAACUUUUCUCUCAGAGAAAGGCUGCAAAAGUUUGCCCAAGUUGUGGUACUUCAUGGCCAUUUACAGUACCGAAAGCAGAAUUCUUACAGGCUGAAGAUGACAAUGAACCUAGGCAAAGCCAACGAGCUUCUCGUUCUAAAGGAAAGAAGCAAAGAGCCAAUACGAUUGUUGAGGAUGAAGAAGUUGGAUGCAGCAAUCAGGAUGAACUGAAUGAGCAUAUAGAAAGCCAGCGGGACAGUGGACAGGCACGAAAAAGGAAUAGACCACAUAGAACUAAUGAAGCAGAUAGAGUAGGCCUUGAUGCAUCUCAAUCAUCAUCAGCUGUCUCUGAUUUGAGAAGAGUAACUCGAAAAUCUUCUCGUCUGAGCUAAACUUACAAUGGUGCCCUGUUGUACCAGGGAAUGCUAGGUGAAGCACACUAUUUUGCUGCUGACUAUUUUUGCUGAGUGAAUAGUUGAACUUCUGUUUUGUAGUUAUGCAGUUAGCUAGUUUUGAGUAGACUGACACGUAGCUUGAAACACCAACCUUCUAGUUCUAGUUAUCUAAAUAUCAGCUUGUAAAUUUGUGUCGAUGAUGUUGGGUUAGAGGCAUUGAUGUUAUGCUCAACUUUGAUAUUGUUUAUUAGUAUUAUGCAUCUUCAAUCGUGCCAUUGUUUUUAUAA